Messenger RNA from Phytophthora sojae, 2430 nucleotides. RefSeq lists its product as hypothetical. Gene Ontology annotation, biological process: monoatomic ion transport; transmembrane transport. Bases 1 to 2430 code for a protein of 809 amino acids. The transcript is spliced from 3 exons. Gene Ontology annotation, cellular component: voltage-gated sodium channel complex; plasma membrane. The record is from RefSeq and is a predicted model, not a curated record. NCBI's taxonomy places the organism in Eukaryota, Oomycota, Peronosporomycetes, Peronosporales, Peronosporaceae. Gene Ontology annotation, molecular function: voltage-gated sodium channel activity; calcium ion binding.
AUGCUGUGUAUCUCCUGGGCUUCGCUAUCCGUCGGUCUGCAAACCUACCCGGUAUUAGGAGAGAGCGUAAUUCUCAACGAUAUGGACUACGCCGUCCUCGCUGUGUUUAUCCUCGAGGCAGCGAUUAAAAUUCUAGCUGAAGGGCUCUACCCUUGGCGGUUCUUCACGGGUAAGGAGAUGCGAUGGAAUUGCUUCGACUUUGCCAUCAUUGUCAUGAGUCUGCCCAUAUGGGGGUCGGCUCUUGGUGGUAGCAGCAUCGCCAUUCUACGUAUGCUGCGACUCAUGCGUAUCAUGAAGCUGGUCAAGCGCAUUCCGCAGCUGUACAUGAUCGUUAUGGGGCUUAUCGGUGGGUUAAAGUCCAUCGGCUACAUUAUGCUGCUGCUCUUUCUUGUAUUUUACCUCUACGCCAUCUCGGGGAUGUACGCUUGGCAAAGCAACGACAGUUUCCACUUUCGCAGCGUCCCGAUUGCAAUGGUGACACUAUUUCGCAUGAGCACGCUGGAGAACUGGUCCGCGAUCAUGAAUAUUAACUACUUUGGUUGCGAUCGAUUCGACGGUGGCUACUACUCCAAUGACCCUGUCGCUGCAGCUAGCUUCCAGUACUGCAACGUCACCAGUUUGUAUGGUGCUAACGUCACCAGUAGUUCACUGGCAUCGCAGCGGGCACUGAACCAGGGGAUGGCGUCUCUCUACUUCAUCACGUUUAUCCUCAUCUCGGCCUUCGUCAUGCUGUCGCUCUUCAUCGGUGCCAUCACGAUGAGCAUGACCCAGAGUAUGGAGCAAAUGAAGAAGGCCCAAGAAGAAGUCGAGGCCAGAGUUCGAGCUGAAAAGGCUCGAAAGCGAGCGCUUGAGGCAGAACAACGAGCUCGUGAGGCGGCGAAGAAACGGGCUCAGGGCGAGAAAGAGGCCAGCCAGGACCCAAGCAAGAAUGGAAAACUCACUGCCGCCGAGCGUCGAGAGCGCCAAAAGAUGCGUGAGGUGUUAAUGCAGACUUGGGAUGACUGCGACCUGACCGAUAUCCUAACCCAGCAGCAAGGUGACACCAAGAGCCUGAAGGGGGCGUACCUCAAGGUCGCUAGCCUUGCGACGAAAAUUGUGGAGCACCCGAAGUUCUCGCUCUUUGUCACAGGGGUGAUCUGUUUGGCAGGCCUCAUGGUGGGCCUACAAACUUCUCCAGAGGUGAUCGACGUGCUCGGUGCAGUGCUAAAUGGGUUAGAUUCGGCCAUUCUUGCUGUGUUUACUGCCGAAGUGAUUUUGAAAAUCCUCGCCGAAGGGCUCGAGCCUUGGGAGUAUUUCCGCACAGCUUGGAACGUGUUCGACUUCAUCAUCGUCGUGGGUAGCUUUACAAAGGGAACGGGCGGUAUGCUUACUAUGCUGCGACUGCUACGUCUGCUGCGCGUCCUGAAGCUCGUACGAGCAUUUCCUCAGCUACAGGUCAUUGUGUCUGCCUUGAUCAAGGGUGUGGGCUCCAUCGGUUAUAUCGGACUGAUCCUUUUGCUUUGCUUCUACGUCUUUGGUAUCGUGGGCAAUAUGUUAUUCGCCAACAACGAUCCAUUCCACUUCCAGUACUUGCACUUUGCGAUGUUAACACUCUUCCAGUUGGCCACCAUGGAUGGUUGGAGCGACGUGCUGUACAUUAACUACUACGGUUGCGAUCUAUACGGCUACGACGGGUAUCGCGCUCUAGGCUACGACUGCGAGCCCGAAGCGUUCGGAUUCUUGGCUGUGCUCUACUUUUGCUGCUUUAUCAUUUUGGGAGGCAUGGUGCUCAUCACGCUAUUCAUCGGUGUGGUGACCACCAGUAUGGAAGAAGCCACGCAGGAGAUGGCGGCCGAAAAGGAGUUGAUCCGCCGCGUUGAGGCUCUGCGCGAGCAGCACAACAUUGACAGCAAGGUCGUGUCCUCGUACAUGCAAGUGUUCCGCAUGCUGGAUCUGGAUGGGAGCGGGUCCGUUGAAGAAGCCGAGCUGCGUACUGGACUAGCAGCGAUCGGCAAGUACCCAACCUACGAGGAACUUAAGGAGAUGAUGGAUGUUGUGGAUGAAGACGGCAGUGGACAGAUCGACAUCGUCGAGUUCGUCGAGUUCAUGAUCCACGUGCGCGAAAAAUCGAACCAACAACACGCUGCACGACUGGCUGCAGAGGCAGAGGAAGCUCCUGCCGAUGUCGCGUCGUUCGUCAUGGCUCCAAGCCGCUCGUGGUCGUCUCCUCGACCCUGGUUAUCAUCGCGGAGCACACCAGGCAGCAACGUUAUGCCCUAUCGAUCAGACAACGACUCUCAGGAUGAUGCACAAGCAAGAACCCCGGGUAUCCCGAUUGAAAUUGAGGCACCUUCGUUGGAUGAAGGAAGUGAGACGGCACUGUUACCUCAACCAACUUCAGCUCGACCGCGCUCUGGUCGUGUGACGAGUAAAAUUCUCCCGUCCGGUUGA